Molecule: messenger RNA, 1928 nt
Organism: Gopherus flavomarginatus (Mexican gopher tortoise)
Lineage: Eukaryota; Metazoa; Chordata; Testudines; Testudinidae
Gene: PAIP1
Product: poly(A) binding protein interacting protein 1
Exons: 11
Coding region: 118-1545 (475 amino acids)
Biological process (GO): regulation of translational initiation
Molecular function (GO): RNA binding; translation activator activity; protein binding
Source: RefSeq, a predicted model, not a curated record
GGCUCAGGCUGCAGCAGCUGCCGUGAGGGAGGGAAGCGGCCCGCGGGAGCUGCCUCGGGCCCGGCUUCUCGCUCCCUCCCCUCUCUCCCAUGAGCGCUUGAGCGACCCGGCUCGAGCAUGUCGGAUUGUUUCGACCGGGCUCCCGGUGCCGGCCGAGGCCAGGGCCGGGGCCGAGGUAGCGGCGCCCUGCUGAGCGGAUCCGGCGCCGCGGAGAGCGGGAGCGGCGGGGCCCGUCUCGCAGGCAGCGGCUUCCCCAGCUCGGGGCCCGCCGAACCGCAGCACAAGCCGGGCCUCCUGCAGCAGCAGGAGCCGCUUCGGCCGCCCAAGACAGCGCCGCCGGGCACCGGAAACGCAGAACAUAUGCUGCAGACAAAAGUCCCCCCUGUAUCCCAAGAUAAAAUUGCAGCUCACGAUUGUGGAUCAGCAAUGGCUAAACCUCAGUUGGUUGUGGCACCAGUGGCAACGUCAAAAUUGUCAGUGAAUGCACCUGAGUUUUAUCCGUCGGGAUAUAAUCCUAGUUUUACAGAUUCCUCUUUUGAAGAUGGAUGUGAUAGCUAUCCAACUCUGACAGAAUACGUACAGGAUUUCUUAAAUCACCUCACUGAACAACCAGGCUGUUUUGAAACUGAAAUAGAGCAUUUUGCAGAGACACUGAAUGGGUGGGUCACUACAGAUGAAGCAUUACAAGAGCUUGUUGAACUCAUCUAUCGACAGGCCACAUCUGUCCCCAAUUUUUCCUACAUGGGAGCACGGCUGUGUAAUUAUCUAUCUCAUCAUCUAACCAUUAAUCCACAAAGUGGAAACUUCCGGCAAUUGUUACUUCAGAGAUGUUUUUGUAGGUGUCGAACGGAGUAUGAAAACAGAGAUCAAGCAGCAAAAGGUGAUGAGGCUACUCGAAAAAGAUUUCAUACUUUUGUGCUGUUCUUAGCUGAACUUUAUCUUAACCUGGAGAUUAAGGGAACGAAAGGACAAGUAAUGCGAGCAGAGAUUCUGCAGACUGGCCUUCGGGAAUUACUGAACGCGCUUUUUUCUAAUCCUGUGGACAACAAUUUGAUUUGUGCAGUAAAGUUACUGAAGUUGACCGGGUCAGUUUUGGAAGAUGCAUGGAAAGAAAAAGGAAAGACUGAUAUGGAUGAAAUGGUUCAGAGAAUUGAAAAUGUUGUCCUGGAUGCGAACUGCAGCAGAGAUGUAAAACAGAUGCUACUGAAACUAGUAGAACUACGCUCAAGUAACUGGGGUAGAGUUCAUGUAACCUCAACAUAUAGGGAAGCAACACCUGAAAAUGACCCCAACUAUUUUAUGAAUGAACCAACAUUUUACACCUCUGAGGGUGUUCCUUUCACUGCAGCAGACCCAGAUUAUCAAGAGAAAUAUCAAGAGUUGCUUGACAGAGAGGAUUUCUUUCCAGAUUAUGAGGAAAAUGGAACAGACUUAUCAGGGGCUGGAGAUCCGUACUUUGAUGACAUCGAUGAUGAGAUGGAUCCAGAAAUUGAAGAAGCAUAUGAAAAAUUCUGCUUAGAAUCAGAACGUAAGAGAAAACAGUGAGAUGUUAUACACAAUAUUAGCUUAAUAAAGCAGUUUAGGUAUGAUUAGUAAACAGAAAACCAAGAGAACUUGUCACAUAUAUACCAAAUUAAGGUUGUUGAGUUUCUCUGAGUAUUAAAGUUAUGCAAUUUCCAUUUUGUUAAACUGAAUCUGCCAAAAAUUGUAAACUUAUGCCCUGUAACUUAAAAUGUUGUGUAUAUAUCAUAGUUUAUUUUAUGUACAGUUAAAUGAACAAUGUUUUGGCUGCAAUAAAAUUGUUAUGAAAAGUAUCACAUGGAAAUAAAAUUUUACUAACUUGGAACUGUCCCAUUAAAAUGCUAAAUUUCUCUUGGAAGAAAUGAAAACCUUGAGUUAAAAAUAAAUUGCUCACUUAUUUUAGUAUA